Molecule: messenger RNA, 2247 nt
Organism: Plenodomus lingam JN3
Lineage: Eukaryota; Fungi; Ascomycota; Dothideomycetes; Pleosporales; Leptosphaeriaceae
Source: RefSeq, a predicted model, not a curated record
AUGGGAACAUCUCACUCCACACCUAACCCCCUCAUCAGUGUCUCCGUCCCCAACGGCGAAGUCCUCGUCCCCUCCGGCUCCCCCCUAACCCUAUACCCCCCAAGCCACCUGCACCGCAACCCCCAUCCCCUCCUCGACCCCAGUACCGCUCGUUUCAGAAAAGUCUAUAGGCCGCCGCACUCGCGCACGACGCCGCACAUACCCAUCUACACGCCGUGUUCGCCGCACCAGCGGCAGGCGCGCUACGCGGGGUGUCAGCGGCGGGAGGAGUUUGAGGGCGCGGACGUCAGCGAGAGGACGGAGAGCGAGGGGGAGGGUAUGAUGAGUGGAGGGGAUCCGCGGAUGGGGAUGAGGGGUAUGGCUGGCUUGAGAGCCGGACUGGGUGCUGGAAGAGCUGGGUAUUUUGACGAUGAGAGACCUAGGAGUGCGCCGGAGGUGGGCAUGGGUGGACGGACGGGUAUGGGGAUGGGUAUGGGGGUUGGGGGUCAGGAUCCUAGGAUGGGUGGUAUGGGUGGUAUGGGCGGUAUGGGUGGUAUGCCAUCAGGAUUUGACGGAGGAGGUGGUUCAAUGGGUAUGGGCAUGGGCAUGGGUCCCGGUGGCAUGCCAGGCGGCAUGCCUGAUCCACGAACCAUGCAACAGCCCCCAGAAUACACCUCCAAUCCCCAAUUCCCUCACUUCAACACCUCUGGCGGCCUCAAUGCACCGCUCAAUCGGCCCCCACCAGACCAGAUGAACACCUACACAUCUUCUCCCUUCCACAACCCCACUUCCUUUCACUCUUCCACUUCCUCUACGCGCACCACCCACAGACCGACUCCCCAUCGACCAUCAAAACCACGUUCCAAAGACUACACUUCCGUCCCCAUGGGCGCCUACACAACAUCCCAGUAUAAACCCCACAAGCCCAGCCACAGAACCACGUCGCCCAAUUUCGCCGCGCUGGUCAACCGCGCGGGCGCCGAACGUACCAGAGUCGUAGCCUCGGGCAAAGAGUGGACUGAUGGGAAUGCCUUCUUAGACGCAUGUACAUGCACGACGAAUUGCAAGUGCAGAAAGAGUCACCGUGUGAUUUACCGUCGGGAGCGGCAGCCCAGAGACGGGAAUGAUGACGAUGGCGAGCAUAGCGAUGCCAGGCAAGAGGUGGGUGAGAUUCGGUAUAUUCUCCGCGACGAUUUGGGUAAGGAUUGUGGUGAUCAUUCGGGGUGUAAGAAGGGUGGGGGUGGGAGUGGGAGUGGGAGUGAGAGUGAUGGGAGUGGUAGUGGCGGUGGGAAAGGGAGUAGGCGUAAGAGGAAGAGCGAGAAGAAGAAGAAAGAGGAGGAGAAGAAGAAGGAAAAGGAAGAAAAAGACCGUUUUAAGAAUUUGAAGGAGGAGAUACUCGAGGCGCUGGACGAUCGAUUCCAAGGCAUCAGAGAAGAUGGCUUGCACCAGCAGCAACAACAGCAACAACAACAGCAACUCCACCAACAAGCAAGAAACACCGCAGGAAUACCACAGUUCCCAUUCAGACUCCCACCUUUUGCCCAAGAAGAAACACCCCAGGACCCACGCAUAAUCCAGCACCAAAUCGCCAUGAUGCGCGCCGCAAAUCCCCAACCCAUUCACACUACACCCGGCAUAAUGAUGCCCCCAAACAUGCCCAACCCCACACACAACUACCAUCCCUGGAACCCAGACCUCUACCACAUGGACACCCAAACCCCCUUCCCAGACCACAACAACCCUUCCCAACCAGACAUGCACACGCGCCACCAAACCUUCACCACAGCACGCAGUCCCCCGGCCCGCCCAGCACGCACACCCUUUCCCGCACACCCACACCACCCCAAAGCCAACCACACCGUCCGAUUCCCGCAUAAAACUAGACGGACACGGCACGCCGCAGAAACGCCCGGCCGUGCUGCAGCGCCACGACGAGCGCCGCACGUUGAAUUUAGCUCCUACGACGAGGACGAGGACGAGGACGAGGAGGCCACGGGUCCUGCACAGCGUCUGGGUCGUGACCGGGAAGUUAGGGGCCGGGUAGUUAGGGGCCAGGUAGUUAGGGGCCGGCGGUAUAAUGACAGUUUAGAUGGGUUUGAAGGUAUUCGAAGUCAUGGUGUGGAUGAUUGGGUGGCUGUGGCGCCGCGUGCACGCGUGUCUUUGGGUCUGGGGCGUGGUGAGAGAUGUGUAGAGAGGGGGGGUGGGGGUGAGAGUGUGGGUAGGAUGCAGGCGCGGGCUGAGACGGAUGAUGAUGGGGAUGAGGAGUGA